UAUCCAAAAUGAUGAGAGUAUUUUCAGUAGUUUCUAUUCUUUUCAUAAAUACUAUCAAUCAAGAUACACUGAAAACCGAUUCGAUUUCAAAAUUAUUAAAUAUUAAUACGAAAAGUGAUUUUCUUUAUAUUUUUUCAACAAAUUGUGUAUCUGAAAAAAUAAAAACAUAUUUUUAUUGAAAAUGUACAACGUAUCAAAAGGACCUAGCAAAUUAGUUACACAAACUCGAAGAGGCAUUUCACAACAUUUAGAACGUUUAGAAAAUAGAAAGGAUAAUACAAAAAAAUCACAAGAAAGCUUAACAGAAAAAGAAACAAGUGUUCCGAAACCAAUAUUUCAUAGUAAUGGUUACUUAAAACGAAAUCAUUUAAAUAAUUGUAAUCGAGGGAAAGAAGUAAUCAGUCCACAGCAUGCUGAAAUUAUACGGUUUAUAAACGAAUCUUGGAAAAAUGUACAUUCACAAUAUGAACAGUAUAGUCCAGCAUCAUCACCAGGCAGUAAUUAUUCUACAAAUUCAACACAAUCCGUAAUAUACUAUGAAGAGGAACCAAGGGAAUCAAUACAAAAUUUUCAACCAUUUGAUCUGGAAUCAUGGUGGAGUAAGCGUUUAUAUAAUAAAAUAACAAAAUCAUUAUGA
Messenger RNA from Chrysoperla carnea, 637 nucleotides. Its product is annotated as MAPK regulated corepressor interacting protein 2. Bases 182 to 637 code for a protein of 151 amino acids. The record is from RefSeq and is a predicted model, not a curated record. NCBI's taxonomy places the organism in Eukaryota, Metazoa, Arthropoda, Insecta, Neuroptera, Chrysopidae. The transcript has 5 exons.